AAAGUUUUCUUCGAACCUCCCAAGGAAGAGCAUCUACAUAUCGUUGUCAAACGACGACCUCCCAACAUCCGGAUUGUUAAUCAACGACGCACAUACCUCAAGAGGGCCGUAGAGAUUGGCGGAAAGCCGGUCACAUUCUCCACAAAGCAGAGGCGGAACAAGGUAGAAUACCUUUGCAGUCGUCCUCGUGAAGCUGAGGAUCCUGUUCCAGUCACCCUUCUAGAGCCUAUC
Molecule: messenger RNA, 231 nt
Organism: Suillus paluster
Lineage: Eukaryota; Fungi; Basidiomycota; Agaricomycetes; Boletales; Suillaceae
Exons: 2
Source: RefSeq, a predicted model, not a curated record